This is a messenger RNA of Bubalus bubalis (water buffalo), 1234 nucleotides long. It is a transcript of the gene CACNG1, whose product is annotated as calcium voltage-gated channel auxiliary subunit gamma 1. Gene Ontology annotation, cellular component: membrane; L-type voltage-gated calcium channel complex. The coding region runs from base 169 to 840 and encodes 223 amino acids. Gene Ontology annotation, molecular function: voltage-gated calcium channel activity; calcium channel regulator activity. The transcript is spliced from 4 exons. Gene Ontology annotation, biological process: regulation of calcium ion transmembrane transport via high voltage-gated calcium channel; calcium ion transmembrane transport. NCBI's taxonomy places the organism in Eukaryota, Metazoa, Chordata, Mammalia, Artiodactyla, Bovidae. The record is from RefSeq and is a predicted model, not a curated record.
AGCCCGUCCAGUGGCCUCGCCCACGGCCAGCCCACCCUGGCUCAGCCCGGCACACUAAACUUAGCUUCCACCCCCCGCUGGAGCCACUGCCGCCGCCCCAGCCCGGCUGCCCCCGGCCUGGAAGGACACGGCCGACGGACCCCAGGCGCCCACUGCCCCGGGACCACCAUGUCCCCGACCAAAACCCUGAAGGUCCGAGUGGCCCUCCUCUGCAUCCUGGUGGGCAUCGUGCUGGCCCUGGUGGCCGUGGUGACGGACCACUGGGCCGUGCUGAGCCCCCACGUGGAGCACCACAACGCGACCUGCGAGGCGGCCCACUUCGGCCUCUGGCGGAUCUGCACGAAGCGGAUCUUCGUGGGCGACAAGGAGAGGAGCUGCGGCCCCAUCACCCUGCCCGGGGAGAAAAACUGUUCCUACUUCAGGCAUUUUAACCCAGGCGAGAGCUCGGAGAUCUUCGAAGUCACUACUCAGAAAGAGUACAGCAUCUCAGCCGCCGCCAUCGCCAUCUUCAGCCUGGGCUUCAUCAUCGUGGGCACCCUCUGCGCGCUCCUGUCCUUCCGGAAGAAGCGGGACUACCUGCUGAGGCCGGCAUCCAUGUUCUACAUCUUCGCUGGCCUCUGCCUCUCGGUGUCAGCGGAGGUCAUGCGGCAGUCUGUGCAGCGCAUGGUCGACAGCGAGCACACGGCCUGGAUCGCGCACUCCCUCGCCUGGUCCUUCAUCUGCGCCUGCGUCGCCGCAGCUCUGCUCCUGGUCGGCGGCCUCGCGCUGCUGCUCCUCGCGCUGCCGCGGAUGCCCCGCGACCCCUGGGAGUCCUGCAUGGACGCCGAGCCCGAGCACUAGUCCUGGGCCCGGGCGCGGGGCCUGCGUCGGGAGGCUGAGCCUGGGACUGGCCGGAGGUGGCGGCGUGACUUCGCGUCCCCACUGCGUGCACACGGCGCGGCGCUUCUCCGGGGCUGGCCAGCGGACACGCGGCGCGGCCCGCCUGGCCAGUGGACUCGGCCCAGCCGGCCGGGAGGGGCAGGGCGGCCGGUGCUGGGGUCCUAGGGGGUCCUCGACCGGCCUCCCCGAGGUUCCUCCGCGGCUCGCCCGCCGCCCCGGGUGCUCAGCUGUGCGAGCCGUCAGCGCCUCUCUGCUUCCUGGUCACCCGACAUCCCCUCCUUGGCUUCUGGCAGACCCGACAAGCACUUUUUAACUGGUCUGAUGGCGAUUUGAAAUAAAAACUCUUUGAAACAUG